This is a messenger RNA of Anopheles gambiae (African malaria mosquito), 2979 nucleotides long. Its product is annotated as myb-like protein Q. The record is from RefSeq and is a predicted model, not a curated record. The transcript is spliced from 3 exons. Lineage: Eukaryota; Metazoa; Arthropoda; Insecta; Diptera; Culicidae. The coding region runs from base 413 to 2467 and encodes 684 amino acids.
UUGUUUGCCGUAUUAUGCCGUUCGCUCGCCAGUUUGUGAUAAAAUGUGCAUUUUAAUAACGUUUUAAAAGCGGAAACGGUUCAGCUCACGGUUAGCCUUACCGAGGGAAGGAACGUGUAAAAAAAACAACAUACCCCUCCUUUUGCGAGUGUUUUUCGCUGGUGUUUCGUACAGCCCGUGGCAAAAGGGGAAGUAAAAUAAAAUAAACACAGUGGUACAACAAUAACACCAAGUCGAGCACGAAAGUGCCCGGAAAACCCCCCUCGGUGAACAAAUAGUGUUGCAUGCCUGCGGUGCAGUUCCGGUGCGUUACCAACGAGAAAGCAACCCCCGUUCAUAGCUUGUGGUGUGGUGCGGAGUGUGAAGCACCGGAGUUGUCCAGAACGUGUGAUACGAACGGUACCGAGCCAACAUGAGGUGGCAAAUUGUGUUGCUGCUAGUGUCAGUGGCGGUCGCUUCCGGCGAGAAGAAACUCGAGAAACGACCGACCAAAAAGGCUCACUCGGUAAAGCCGACCAAAACGCCCAAAUCCAUCCUCGAAGAGUUUACCGCCCUGCCGCCGGCCGAUGUCGACUUCAUCAAGGAGCUGGACCGUCAGUUCAAGGAGCAUGGCGACAAGAUCCGCAUCAAGGUGGAGCGCAGCAAUGGGACGGACGGCAAAAACAUCAAGCGUACGAUUGACGGUGAACUGGGAUACGGUCACUACAGCAAUCAGGCCGAUACGGGGUAUCAUUUUUCCAAGCCGAAAUACAUGAUCUACCCCUACUCGCAGCAUGACAUACCGCCGGUCCGCUCGACGCACAGCACCCACGAGACGGUGACGGACAUUGAGAUCACGCCCUCGCACAGCUACGAGCUGAAACCGAUCGAGGAGGUGUACCAAGUCUAUCCGACGCAGCAGUACUCGCACGAGCAGCACCAGCACCAGCAGCAGCAGCAGUACUAUCAGCAGCAUCAUUCGGGCCAGCAGCCUAAGCAGCUGUUCCACCAGGAGGACGAUUCGCCGGUGAUUGUGCUGAAGAUUCCUGGCCCUUCCAAGUAUGCGGCACAUCUGCAGGCACUGUUGCAGCAGUAUCUGGAAAUUCGGGCCGCCCAGCUGUACAAGGAGCUGGAAGAGCAUGAAUAUCAGCAGCAACAGCAGUAUGAACAGCAUCAUCACCAGCAGCAGCAGCAAGUACAACAUCAGCAGCACUAUGUGCAGGAGCAGGAGGUGCAUGCUCACCAUCACCACCAGCAACAGCAGCAGGAAGAGUUGCAGCAGCAGCAGCAGCAUCACGAGCAUCACACGAAGACAAAAUACAGCCAGCCCGAUCCGGUCUAUCCAACCGAGAUCGCCUACGUACCGAUGAUUCGCACGCAUCAAAAUACGUACGUCCCGCUGCCGGAGCAGUACUACGACGCUCCCAAAGCUCCGUCGCCCCGGCCUACCAAGCAUCGGAAAACGACCGUCACGCCAACGCACGUAACGUUCCACAGUACGGCCGCGCCAGAGCCCGCCUAUCACUACCAAACCUACCAUCCGGAGCAGCACGCCCAAGUCCACGAGCAGCACGAGCAGUCGCACGCGCCCGAACAUCAGCAGAUCCAGUACCAGUACGUGGCGCAGCAGCCCAGCGGGCACGGGGCCGAACAUGAGACGCAGUACGUGUACGAGAAGCCGAUGGUAAACUUUGUCACUCCAGUGCCCGAGACGCCAACGCACGCACACACGCACGAAGAGGCGUACCACCAGCAUCAGCAUCACCGGCAGCAUCAGCCACCGAAGAAGUAUCCCAACUUUGCCGAGUACCACCAUCACCAUAUGCCGCCGCAGCAGCAGGAGGAAGAGUAUCUGCCCGAGCCGAAGCUGGUCGAGAACUAUCCCAGCCACAAGCAUACGCGCGUCAUCUACAAAAGUCCCUCCCUGAAGACGGAACUUCAGCAGGAAGCAUUACAGCACGAACACUACCAUCAUCAACAGCAGCAGCAGCACCAUGAAGACGUCCACCAUCAUCAUCAACAGCAGCAGCAUCAGCAGCAGUACAUACUGCAGGAAGUGUACCCGUCGCAGGCGUCCUACUUCGAGGACAAAUCGUUCGUGGAGUCGGUCGGCCCGCAGGCAACGACAGACCGGAGUGAAACGGCUUCGCCGCACUACAACACCGAGCAGGUGGUGGCGAUCACGCAGAAACCCAAGCGGCUGUACAACUACCACGCCCACUCGUCCUCGUCCGGCCAUCACGGGUCGGGUUCGCGCGGCUCCCGGAUGGCGGCCGGUGGCAGCCGCUCGCGAAGCGGCUCGAAAGCGUCGAGCAAACGGGAUGCGGCCGGUUCGCCCGCACCCUACACCGAGGACGAGUUCCGCAAGGUGAACAAGAUGGUGCAGCGCAUGAAGAAGAAGAGCCGCACGACGCCGGUGGACGAGGGUGGAAUGAUGACGGCCACCGCAAUGAGCCCCACUAGUCCGAGUCCGCGGAUGGUUGCCUAGGUCGGUCUGUCUGGUUGUCCGACACCCGUUUAGCAGUUUAGUGAAGUUCUAGUGAAAUACCCCCGCACGACCAGUGCUGGCGAUGAUGCACACGUGUAGGAAUGCUUCUUUGGCAGGAGUGUGUUUUCAGUCUGUUUUUUGUAUUUAAAUUAUUAAUAGCAGCGUUUAGUAGCGUCGUACGUAGAUGGAUGAUCAACGGAGACGGUGGGAUGAAUGAAUGAAGCGCCUAAAGUCAUGCAAUCUGCACGACAAAGUUACCGUUGUAAGGAGGUACACUGUCAUUUACAUGUUGAAAAGGAACAAAAGUAUUUAGCGAUGAUCGAUACAAUGGGAUUGUCAGGAGAGGAGUCUUAGCAUAUGAAAAGUGAGAACGAAAUGGACACUUCAGACGUCGUGCGAGGAGGACAGGAAGGAUAAGCUAAAGAAAUGCAUAACAGCAAUGUAACUAUUAACUUGUAAAUGAUGAAACAUACCAGUUAUUAAAUAAAUCUAUUGAUUAGCGAAACAUUAAA